Osmia bicornis bicornis is the source of this 4953-nucleotide messenger RNA. RefSeq names its product zinc finger MYM-type protein 3 (gene woc). Gene Ontology annotation, molecular function: zinc ion binding. Lineage: Eukaryota; Metazoa; Arthropoda; Insecta; Hymenoptera; Megachilidae. The record is from RefSeq and is a predicted model, not a curated record.
UGGUUUGAUCCAAAUAAGAUUACGAUCAUAUGUUGGUAGUGUAGACGGAUUACCGCCACAGCUAUUGUAUUUCGACAAUGAGUAUGGAUUUAUAUUUUUAAGUAAAUAUUGAAAGACAAAGUGCUAUUUAACAUUGAAACUAAAAGAUAUUUAUUGACAUAAGUAAGCAUGGAUUCUGAAAUUGAUAUAGAAUUAUCAAGUGAUCAAACUCAGAAGGUUUCACAGAUAGACGAUGAGAAAGAAAAUGAAAGUUCAAUUGAUCAUAGUAAUGACAUAAAUACUAGUAUAGAUGAAGUACAUCAAGGAUCGUCGGUUCUUAAUGCAAAUAAAGAAACUGUGGAUGAAAAUGAAAUGAAUGAAAAAGUAAUUAAUGAAUCAGAUGAAAAGCAUAAAAAAAAGUCUGACAAAAGUUCAGAAAAUGCAGAAGUGUCAAAUACUGUGUCUUGUCAAGAAAAUAUUUCAAAAGAAGGUAAUUCACAAGUGAAUCCAUUAACUUUCCAAGAAAGUAAUAUAACAGAUACAGAUUGUAAUGAUACACAGUCACCAACUUUGGCUGAAAGUACUACAAAAACUGUUUCACAGGAAGAAAGUAAAGAAAUAACAUCAGUGGCAUCCAUCGCAUUAAAAGUUAAUACAGACAGUUUGUCAGGUAAUACAAAUACCACAGAAUGUGCAGAAAUUCAGUUGUUAAAGGAUACACCAGAGGAAAUGGCAAAUAAAAUUUUAAAAGUUGUCAAUGUAGAUGAUGCAAGUAAUUUAAACUCAGAAAAAGAAGUCAAUGAUAAUGUGUCAGAAGGUAAUAAAGAUAAUUUAAAUACUAAAAAGACUGAUUCAGAUGAAAUAUUAGAAGAUUGUGAUAGGAUUGAGACAAAGAAAAAUACUAUUGAACCAGAAAAUACAGAGUUUGUACAAUUUUCCCAAGAAAAGCAUGGAGAUGUACAAAUUGAAAAUCAAUCCAUGGAUGCUGAAGAUCCUUUUGGAGGAGAUAAUCUUACUGCAGAAAAUGUUGAACCAAUGGACACAGAUGAUCUUAAUGUAACUGAUGUAGAAUUUUCUAAAUUAUGUAGUCAAACAGAUAAUCUGCAAGAUAUUGUAAAUAGCAAAGAAAACAGUUUUAGUAAUAAUAAGAAGGAUAAUAAGGAAGAUAAAGAUAUAGAUACUUCAGAUACAGUAAAAAAUGCUGAUAAAAAUCGGAACGAAAGUGCAGUUGAGGUAGAACAAAAUGAAAAUGUAAGCACAGAAGUUGCAGGCUCAACUAAAGAAUGUAAUGAUAAAACAAAGAAAACUCUUGAUGAAAUAACACCGAUGGACACAGAAGAACAAUCGGAAGUCUUACCGGGACAAGAUGACGAAUUGUGUAUUAUUCCAGAUAGUAUGAAAGUAAUAAUUCCUGGCCAAACAGAAAAGUCAAACUCUAAUAAUACAGAAUCUUUACAUGAAGGUAGUCACGAACAUAAUGAAGAUAAACGAAGCGGUCAAAAUAGUGAAUCACAAAUUGAUAUAAACAAAGGCUUACAACAAAAUUUAAAAGAAUCAAAUAUUGUAAAUGAAACUAAUGCAAAAGAUACAGAAGAAAAGAUACAAAAAGAAAAAGAUUCACAUACUAAGGUUACAGCUUCAAAUGCAGAUGUUAUUAAUAUUGACGAAGAGUCGAAAAAUUCCGAAAUUGAAGAAAUCACAACUAAAGAAAUUUGUAAACAAUGCAACGAAGAAAGAUCGUGUAAGAUUAAAGUAAAAAUUGGUUUUGAUACCUACAAUGUAUGUUCAAAAACUUGUAAAGCAUUAUUCAAAGCAGCUAAUAAUAGAGCUAUGGAUAUACCCAGUGAUGGAGUUAAUUCUAAAAGAGAGAAACGUUGUGCAAACUGUUUACUAAUUGUUGAAUCUAACGAUGAACGUAAUCUUUCCUGGGAAACAAUGGAAUUCUGUAAUGAGGAAUGUCUAGGCAAAUUUCAAACGAAAUAUGGUAGUUAUUGUAGAAAUUGUAAUGGUUCAGUACAGGCAGUAAGUUUAGGCAAAUAUUGCGUACGAUUUGGGUAUGAUGUUAGGCAGUUUUGUUGUUCAACAUGUUUAGAAGAAUUCAAGAAAGGACUAAAAGUAUGUAGUUUUUGUCAAAAAGAUAUAAGUUCUAGCACGGAAGGUUUUCUCGCACCAGUUGGCGAUAGAGGACAAUUUAAAGAUUUCUGUACUCAAGAAUGCAUGGAAAAGUAUUCAAAAAUGAGCUCUGUUGAACCUCCAGUUCUGGAAAAAAAAUGUUGCAGUGUUUGUGAAGAAGAAAAAGUCGUACAUUGCGAGGUUCAAAUAGAUAGAUCCGAGCCGGUAGCUAUUUGCAGUGAACCAUGUUUUGCAGCAUUCAAGUUUGUCAAAAAGGUUGAUCCUGACCAAUGUUCUACGUGCAAAAAGUUUUUUGAAUUACCUAACAAAAAAAGUUCUGUUGUAUUUUAUGAAAAUGAAGCUCAUAUGUUCUGUUCUAAAACUUGUUUGAACAUAUUUAUUAUUACGAAUAGAAAAAUCGUUCCAUGUAAUUGGUGCAAAGUAAAAAAAUAUAAUUUUGACAUGAUCAAGAAAGAAUUGAAAACAGGUCAGGUGAUGAUGAUGUGCAGUUUAAACUGUUUAACGCUAUAUCAGGUUUCUAUCAAUGCAGUUUCGGCGAAGCGAAUAAAUUGUGACUUUUGUAGAGAAUACUCACAAGCUCAGUAUCAUUUAACCAUGUCAGAUGCAACGAUACGGAAUUUUUGUUCUUACCAUUGUGUAAUGAAUUUUCAAGCUCAGUACACUAAAUCCCCUAUUACGAUACCGGCAGGUGAUGAUCCUGUACCCACCGGUAUGCCUAAAAGAACGUUACCACAGAGAAACACGAGUUCCAACAGUCAGAAAACUAACGAUAUGCAAAAUAAAAAAAACAUGCCAGUAAUUUCCUCUGUUACAAGUUUAGCUGCAAUAGGAAAUGGACAAUCUAGUCCAACAACUCAACAAAAUAAUGUAAAUAGUAUGGUGGUACCUUCGGUUACUAUCAAUCAAACUCAAACGCCUCAAGUUAUUUAUAAACAACACAUUAUAACAAGACCACCAAGUCCGAUUCAAAUUCACAAUAAAACAACACAGUGUAAGCCUGUGGUACACACUAAAGGAGUUUCAGUACGUCCACGUCCUUGUACAAAAGCUACGCAAACGGAUGGGAUUCAGCAAGCGGUUGUACCGAUACCGGUUCCAAUUUAUGUUCCAUAUCCAGUACACAUGUUUAGUAUGCCUUUCCCGGUCCCGAUGCCUUUUCCCUUACCAAUCCCUGUUCCUAUUUUUAUACCUACAACAAGAAAUAGUGCUAAGGGAAUAUUUAAAGAUAUUAAAAGAAUACAAGAAAAGAUACCAGCUGAUCCCUUCGAAGCUGAGCUUCUUAUGAUGGCAGAGAUGGUUGCAACAGAAAAAAAAACUAACGAAAGUGAUUCGGAUUCUGCGGAUGAUAGGGAUGAAGAUAAUGGUGAUCGUGAUAAUUCGCACAGUGGAGGUUUUAGCCCAGAAGGAGUUGAUUCCAGUAAUACGUUCGGUGAUGAUAUGUUACAAAUGGCUUUAAAAAUGGCAACUGGUGAAUUAGAUGAACCAGCAGUUGAUUUAGAAGCUGCUUUAACUCCAAACACAAUUACUGCUACACAAACACCAACGCAGACUGAUGCAGCUAUGGAAAAUGAUGUUCAGUCGGAGCGACUGAUUAUUUCUUCCCGCGGAAGAAAACGAAUGGUUCCAUAUAAGCCGCGAUCUACCCCAAAUAAACGAGGAAGGCGUGUAUCUGGAGCAAAUGAUAUACCUUUGAUGCCACCUCCCGAAGCACAACCUCCGCCUCAACCACGUAUUAUAGAACCCAUAGAAAAACCAGAUGCAAACAUGGCAUUAAAAUAUACUUUUGGAGUAAAUGCGUGGAGACAAUGGGUAGUUACAAAAAAUGCUGAACUAGAAAAACAAAGUACCCCAAUGAGAAAGAUGAAAUUAUUUAAAACAGAUCUUUUACAACUCACAGCGGACGAGUUAAAUUAUUCAUUGUGUCUUUUUGUAAAAGAAGUUAGAAAACCAAAUGGAGCAGAGUAUGCGCCUGACACGAUAUAUUAUCUUUGUUUAGGAAUACAACAGUAUUUAUUUGAGAAUAAUAGAAUAGAUAACAUUUUCACGGAUUCGUACUACGAAAAAUUUACAGAUUGUUUGAAUGAAGUUGCAAAAAAAUUUUCUGUUCUCUACAACGACGCACAAUAUAUUGUUACACGAGUUGAAGAAGAACAUUUAUGGGAAUGCAAACAAUUAGGUGCUCAUUCUCCGCAUGUACUUUUAAGUACUUUAAUGUUUUUUAACACUAAACAUUUUAAUCUUGUGACAGUAGAAGAGCAUAUGCAGUUAUCAUUUUCUCAUAUUAUGAAACAUUGGAAACGUAAUCCUGCCGCUCAACCGGCUGCAACAACAGGAAAGGUUCCAGGUUCUAGAAAUGUUCUCCUUCGUUUUUAUCCACCACAAUCAGCAUUGGAAGGUAAUUCACGCAAGAAGAAGGUAUAUGAACAACAAGAAAAUGAAGAAAAUCCAUUAAGGUGUCCAGUCAAAUUAUAUGAAUUCUAUUUAUCCAAAUGUCCCGAAAGUGUUAAAACUCGAAAUGAUGUGUUCUAUUUACUCCCUGAAAGAAGUUGUGUACCAGAUAGCCCAGUAUGGUAUUCAACAUCUCCACUGGCUAAAGAACACCUUAUAAAAAUGUUAUAUCGCAUUAAAAUGGUUAAAGUUAAUGUGGCAUUAUUAACUAGUUAAUUUCAUAUUCAAGUAUUUAUAUCUUCUCUCUGUUAAUUUGGACAACUUAAUAUACAAAAAAUAAUUGUUCUCUUAUACAUCAAAUAAGAAUGUUUGAAAAAUGAUGUAGUCAUGAAAAUUUUAUAAUAUCUAUUGUAUAUUUUUCACUUCCUAAUAAAACGAGAUUUUUUAACUGUA